Symsagittifera roscoffensis is the source of this 8074-nucleotide messenger RNA. RefSeq names its product plexin-A4-like. Gene Ontology annotation, molecular function: protein binding; semaphorin receptor activity. Gene Ontology annotation, cellular component: plasma membrane; semaphorin receptor complex. NCBI's taxonomy places the organism in Eukaryota, Metazoa, Xenacoelomorpha, Acoela, Convolutidae. The record is from RefSeq and is a predicted model, not a curated record. The coding region runs from base 1054 to 7518 and encodes 2154 amino acids. Gene Ontology annotation, biological process: semaphorin-plexin signaling pathway involved in axon guidance; regulation of cell migration. The transcript is spliced from 21 exons.
GAAGUAUUUUCAUUUAUUAUGUUCAGCAAAGAAUAAAUUUCUUUUUCUCACUGUUAAAUGUUUGAUUAAAACGAGAUAUUAGAAAUACAGAGACGGAUUGUUGUUUCCUCUUAAAUUGCCGUUUUGGACUUUCUGUUGUAAAUUUUACUAACGGUAUGUUGUUCCUGAGUUGUAAAUAAAACGACCAACUCAGUAAAUAUCCCUUAUAAAAUGGUAAUUUUAUGCAAAUCAAGUAUAAGGAAAAGCUGCUUUGUGGUCAUUAUAAAGCGCUAAAAUAAAUUUCAUAUAAUCUGUUUUUUACUGAGUCAAAGGUUUCAGAUUGCAUGCCUAACUUUCUUAAAUAUUCUGACUUCUCGAAAAAAAAUUUGGAGGCUGUAAAAGUACGGAAGAUUUACCGAUAGUUGUUAUCCAAUCCAGUAAUUUCCACUUACCACGGUUACCUGAUUUUCCUGAUUCACCUUCUCAACCAAUCUAAAUGUCACGCCAUAUCGCUCGCGUCACACUAAAUUAGCUGUUGCUUCUAUUUUUGUUUCUGUUAUUACUUGUAAUAUAAAUACUUCAAUUUUGUAACUUUACUUUUUAGUAUGAGCCAAUUGAUGCUUUGCUACUAUGGGUAGUUUUAAUGUCUUCCCUGAGGGAUCAAAAACAGGUCUUUGUGCGGUCAACCUAGGUAUUAUUAAUUUUGUAUUCUUAAACAUUACUUGCAAUUCCAUCAAAUAGAUUCUUUCACUUGCUCCGUUUGUCACCCUCUUUUGUAGUUUGUUUUCGUUUGAAGUUCAGUCUUUAGUUAACAAAUUGAACUUGGCCUGCUUUCGUUGUUAUUUAGUGGAUUCGAUUAUGACAUGGUAACCUGUGACGCUUAUUUGACAAUAUAGCAUCGAGGCUAAUUAUGAUAACAGCAAUGCCUUCGCCAAACAUUCUCCCGACGCUUUGUGUUUGCAAAAAUGCCGGAUACAUUUCAAUCUUUGCCAAUUCUAUACUUUACUUCUAUCUUCUUUGAAAUAUUGAUUGUUGCCAUUUUCUGAUAAAGGAGAAAAAAAUUUCACUUCGAUCAUGAUGGAGAAAAACAAUUUCCUACUUGCCUUGGUAGUCUUUAUAUCUUUUUCCACUGCCGAGAGAAUCGAUUCUUCACUGACUUUUUACCCUCCUAAUGACAUUGAUCUUGACAUUCAAAACAUAGAAUAUGAUGGAGCUGAUGCGCUUUAUAUCGGCGCCACUAACUAUGUCAUACAAAUGGAUGUAUUCAAUUUACAGCCUCGAUUUUCCUUUAAAAUGGGGCCGCAAAACGAUGAACCAAAUUGUGAUCCCUUAAAUGAAAAAUGUUUCCAAGACAAUUCAAAUAUUUUUCUGAUGUUGGACUCCACAAAUCAACAGCUUAUUGCGUGUGGAAAUGUCGGCCAGGGAACUUGUUACUCGCUUAAAAGUACAAACAUAUCGACACUUAUUAAAAAAUCCGACCCGGAAAACAUUGAACACUUGGAUCGGAAGUUACCCGAUAAGAGGUGUAAAGGUAUCCCAUACCCGAACGAUCAAGGAGCCAACUUGUUUGUGGUUGCUUGCGAUGCGCCUUCAGUUGGCUCAGUGUCAACUCAUAUGAACUUUUUAUUUAGUGUUCGAGAUCUGAGUCCUUAUUCUGAAUUAUUUUCCUUAACAUUCCAGGACAACAUUAAGCAAAGAUGGUCGUUUUUUAAACCAGUUGACAUGGACGAAAAACAAAUAAAAGUAGUGAGCGUUUUCACUGCAGGCUCUUUUGUGUACAUAGUUGAAACAGGGUUUCUUAAGUUGGAUAACAGUCGCGAUGUCCAAACAACGAGACUCGGGAGGUAUAGUAGACGUGAUUCAGAGUUGCUCUUCACUUACACCGAGAUCCCUCUAACAUGCAAAGACUCCUCAGGCGUCGAGUACCCUGUCGCUUCAGCUGUUAAUUUAUUUCGUGAACCUCCUUCGGGACUGAAAAGUCACUUAGGAACUCCAGUAUCUGGCAGGUCCGAAGUUGUUUUGGGUGUCUUUCGCAAGUCUUCAACUAAAGGAACGGCAGCUGUAGGUUAUGAGAGUUCGAUAGUGUGUGGUUUCUCAAUCGAUGAGAUUGACCAGAUGUUUAAAAAAGUUAUCCAGAAUUGCUUCAAUGGAAUUGGACAACAAGGUAUGGGAUCAGGGCUAUUAUCAAGUUGCGAGAAGUUCUGGAGAGAAGGAUUGACUGAUGAAAAGAUGCUGGUCAAACCGUAUGAGGACGCCAAGACCUCAAAUCUGCCAAUGUUCAGCAGUUAUCCAGACAAAGUGAUGGGGAAAGCGCCCGGAGAUUUAGUGACUGGCCGUGAAAUUAUGGUUUACAGAGAUGAACUGCUUACGGGCAUUGCUGCCAUGAAAGUGGGGGAUUUUGCAAACAUUCUGCUCACGACUGGACAAGGAAAAUUGAAGAAAGUAUCAUUUAAGCAACAAAACGAAGCUCCGAACCAGUAUUACGAAGCUACCAUAUUUCCAGGACAGAGUCCCGCAAUCCAAUCGAGCGUCGUUUUCAAUCCAGAAAAGAAUUUUGCUGUUUUCUUCACCCGAAAUCAGCUGGCGAAGAUGCCGAUCCACGACUGCCUAUCCCACUCCACAUGUGGCUCCUGCGUGUCCUCUGGAGGUCCAUACUGUGGCUGGUGCACUCUGCAGAACAAGUGCACUGACCAGAGGGACUGUGAGUCUCUAAGGAGGGGUGAUGAGAAUGCGUGGAUCAGAUAUGAAGACAAGUGCAUUGCGAUUAAAGAGGUCACUCCCCAGAUGGUGUCCAUGCACUACACUGAACCAACUGACCAUCGGACGAUCAGCCUCACUGUGACUAAACUGCCCCGUCCCGAGGGCGAGGAGCGAGGCAUGAUCUACUUUUGCACGUUCGGAGGGGGCGAGGACUUCGGAGGUAGAGACCGGACCAGGUUCAAUCUGGAGUUGGGGUCCAGCGAGAGGGGGUCAUGUAGUGUGCCGAUGGCAUCCAACUUUUUGAAAGAGGAACCAUCAGGACAAGCCUUCAUAACAGUGACUUUGAGCAUAGUGACGGAGAUAGGGGGCCAGUUUCUCAACUUAACUUCCAAACAGAUCCAGUUCUACGACUGUGCUGCACUCUCUAACUGUAUCGAGUGCACGUCCAGUCGAUUCGAGUGUGACUGGUGUUUGUCUUCUGGAAAGUGUAUCAACUCACAACUAGCAGGAGAUUUGUCUGUCAUGACAGACUCUUGUGUAGUCAAUCAGCGCAUCAUAGGAGCGCACAACAAGUCUCUCUCUUUUCUACACCAGCAUUACACUGUGACACAGAGCUCGACAGCCGAGGCCGAGGACGUGAAAAAAGGUGAGCAGUUUUGCCCCCAAGUGAGGUACCCUACGAAGACCCCGGAGCUGCUUUCUUUCCACGUGGGACUGCCUCAGACGUCGUUCGUGUUGGCCUUCGAAAAUAUACCCAAUUUGUAUGGCCCGGGAGGUGACAGCAAUCUAGUCUGCGUGGUCGAACAGCAAAUAGCGAACGACCCCACAAGCGACAAAGGAUCAACUAGCAGCCCAAUUACUCGGGGACGAAACACAGGCAAUAAAUAUGUGCAGAAAAUUAAAGCAUUUCCCAAUGAUGCCAUUCCGGAUAGAGUAACAUGUAUGGCGCAGAAUGGACUGUCCAUAAUUGGAGGCCAUAGUAACGUGAAUGCAACAGUGACGUUGCAAUGGGGGUUGAGUGAGUUGAUUGCAGACAAUCCGCAGCAUUUUACAAUUGAGCUUUACAACUGUAGCAAACUAGCUGGAAAUUGUGGCGAGUGUCUGUCUUAUAUCGACCCAAACUUCCAAUGCGGAUUUUGUCAGGCCCCUAAAGCUGGAUUCUGUACCAUCCAACAGCAGUGCGACCACACAUUCAUAACCAACAAGAUCGAUAACGUCUGCAUGAAUCCAAAAAUAUACACUUUUUACCCCCAGAGCGGACCCCAAACAGGAAAUACGAUGAUAAAUAUUACGGGUGAAAAUUUGGGCAGAAGCAUAGAGAACAUCGCACGUGUGUAUAUCAAGACCGCGUCUGAACAGAUUCCGUGUCACGUCGAAGUAAGUUUGUACAUGCCUGCAAAGAGCAUAGUUUGUAGGACUUCGCGAAUUGCGAAAGAUGCCGAAGGCUCAAUUGUGGUUGGAAUCACCCACGGAAGCUCGUUUGAAAUUGAAUCAGAUGUUAAAUUUCGGUUCCGGUCACCUAAGAUUUUGGACUUCAACCCGCAGUUUGGACCCUACGACGGUGGAACGCACGUGAUUGUCAAUGGCACAGAUUUAGACGCGGGCUCUAAGAUGCUAGUGACUAUUGCGGGAUACCCUUGUAAUGUUAUUGAAAGGUGGUCUAAAUGGUUCAUGUGCGUUACUGGUGCUGCAAAAACAACCAGUGACAGCGGCAGGAUUCGAAUUACUAUCGACGAGCACUACGACGAAAAGUCGAGAGCCAAUUUUCAGUACAAACCGAACCCGAUCAUUUCCAAAAUUAAACCAGACUCAACCAUCGAAGCCGGAGGAAUUCUGGUCGAAGUUAGUGGAAAGAACUUAGAUGUUGUGCAGUUUCCAAAGAUUCAAAUUCUGCCUCCGAAUGGUGGAUCUUCAACAUUAGUAUAUUCAGGCGCAACAGGAUCUUGUAAGACUAAUUCGAGCAGAGAGAUGACGUGUGAAAUGCCAGAAAUUUCUAGAACUUUCUACGAAUACCAGAACCUCUACAAAAGAAGCUCAAGAGAUGCAUUUUUGUUCAAAUCGAAUGUAGGCUUCAUCAUGGAUGGAGUUAAAACUGCUGGUCUUGGAUACUUCCCGGUGAAUGUCUACCGCAAUCCUCACUUCUCAAGCAAGAACUCAACUCCAGAAGGAGUUUUGAUCCUCGAAUCGCGAUACGAAAUUCCAAAGUUCGUGUAUGACGCGUCAAACAUUACAGUGAACGACAAAAGCUGCCGAAAACGUAUGUUCGACAGUGACAGACAAAUUAGAUGCGACAUGGAUCCGGAGCUCAUUGGCAAAUCGGUCACGGUUAGAAUCCGGGUGGGAACAUCUUUCAACGAAACUUUUGAAAUUAGUGGAGUUGUUGACCCGCCUCUGAUCAGAAUUGGCUUUAUUGAGAUCAAGAAGGACGAUCUGCUGUCUAUUUUGUUCGUGACUGUCUUCGUAGCCAUGGUCCUCUUUAUUGUGACCAUAUUCCUCAUCGUAUGUUCAUGUGCCUACUGCAGACGCCAGAAAGUUACUUACACAAAGGAGCGAAAAAGACUGUUCCACCAAAUGACCAAACUGCAAGAGCAGUUUUCGAAUGACAACUCACGCCUCCUGGGAUCGAGACCAGAGUACGAAGAGAGCAACAUCACCCAACAGAACAUAGCACCAGUGAACGGCUUCAGAAGAUACGUGGAGAAAAUUCUCUUCCGGGAUGCAGAGUCAAACACACUAUCUCCUUUUAGUGCUUACGAUUUCAUGAAUGAGGGCUACUCGCCAAUGAGUCAAAUGCACCCUGGAUCUGAAGCCAGCACAGCUUUAGUGGACAACAUAGAAAUGUGGUUGAAAGACAGGGCCUUUUUGAUUUCAAUCAUGGAUGUCUUGGAGACUAGUUCGCAAUGUUCGCCCCAGAAUCGAAGUCAGUUUGUGACUCUUCUGAUGGUGGCGUUUAUGUCGCAGUUGAAGUACAUCACUGAAGUGAUGGCGGAGAUGGUCAGGAUACUGGUGAAUGACGCGUAUAGGUUCAAAAGAAGUCCCGCACUCUUGUUCAGAAGAGCGGAGAGUAUGGCUGAGAAAUUGGUGUUCAAUUGGCUAGUGUUCACCAUGUACAGUGAGAUUAAAGGAGAGAACAUCUCCAGAGCACUCUACGACCUCUACUCUGUGGUGAAGACAAUAACAGAGAAGGGUCCAGUCGAUCAGGUCACUGGCAGGUGUUUCUUCACUCUAAAUCUGGACAAUGUGCUGGCAAAAUCACUGGAGUAUUCGGACGAGAAGAUGUGUGUGAAGUAUGUGUGGAAUAGCAGCACGUUUCAACUGGAGGUUCCAGUCUAUGACAGUAUCCAUCAGCUAAAGGAGAAGAUACUGGAUGCGGUGUUCCGGAAUGUGCCGUACUCCCACCCCAACAGACCCAAGGCACACCACUACGUACUAGUUGUGCAGUCCUUGGUGACUCACCAGGAGGAAGUGAAGGAAGAGAUGACGGAUGCAACGAUUAGAGGAGUUACGAGGGUGAAAAAACUCCUCACUGUUAAAGACUCGCUGCCCCGUGACGACUUCUACGUUUAUUUGAGACCCAGGAUGUACCACGAGACGACAACAUUCAACACAGGCAGUCUCAAUGGCAGUCCCAAUGUGGGGGGUGGAGUUAAUGGAACUAUGGACCCCCAGUUCAGACAACCAGCCACUCCCCUGUUGAGAAUGAAGGAGGCCUGGACAACCCUUCGAUACCCAAAACCAGGUGCUUACGGUGAAAUCAUGAUGACCAAUGGCAAUGCGACUAACAACGGGUUCAACAAUAUGUACACAGACACACAAGACAGGCCAGACCUAAUACACCUGGAAGACGAUGCUAAUAUUGGACUGUUAUACCCUGGCGAUCUAGACAGAGAGAAUGGGGGUCGGUUCGGAAGAAGUGGCAGCAGUAAGAAGCAGUUGAAGACGCAGGAGAAGCAACAGGCACAGGUGCUGAAGGGACUUUCUCAAUCGGCAGAUCUGAAUCGCAUUGUGUAUGCUAUGGAGAGUACAAGAGGAGCGAUCGACAAGUUCUUUAAAGAGAUUCUCUACUAUGAGCAGGAGUCCAUGGUGGCAUUUCCCAUCCGCUACCUCUUCAAGAUAUUCAAACAGUGUGCAGAGGAAAACAGGAACACGCACGAUGUGAAGCUGUGGAAGAGCAACUGUCUCAUUUCAGAGUUCUGGGUUAGGAUGAUCCAGAAGCCAGACAACUUGCUAGACGUCCGAAGUGUCUCUGCUGUCGAACACUCCUUGGAGGUUGUUGCGCAGACGUUAAUGGACACAGCUUCGUAUGAUAGGAGUAAAGUGAGGUCACCGCCGAAAUCAACCGAAGAAAAUGGCCGCUCACUGAAACAGACGAAUGUGUUUGAGAAAUACGUGCCUGAAUUCAACGAGUACUCUACGCAGUUCUUCAGGAAGUGCGAUGAUAGUCGAAUUCCUGUUUUGGAUUCCCACAUGGACGCUUUCUUGGAGGGUAUGAGAUUUGACAGUGCCAAUGAGCAGCAGCAGCAGCAGCACCACUGGGACCAAAUGAACCUACAACAACAGCAGCAGUUCAUGCAGGGAUCGCCAUCGUCACAACACUCCCACAUGCAAGCAUCCAACUUCUCGAACCAGUGGGAAAGCAGAUACAAAGUGAACGCACUCAAGAUCAUCUACGACAGAUUUCUACUGCCUAAUGCCCAAGAGAUUAUCGAGACUGUCAGACUGUUGGGACCGAAAGACACAGACGGAGGCAUCAGAGUAGACGACGAAGUGUUCAACAGUUUCAUAUCGCACUUCAGCCCAGAAAGCGGACACUCUUAUUCGUCUUCGAGGAGCUACUAGACCUGACCACACAUAAUAGACUCCGUCGCUCAAGAAACUUCUAGAAGAUCAGGAAAGUUCUAGAAGAAUCGAAGAUAAUACGAUACGCGCGGCGGAUUUCAAAAAGUGUCGGAGUACGUUAGAUAGAAUGAUGUGCUUGUGAAAUCGAAUAACUCGCAAUUUGCGCUUCCUUCAUUUUCGGUGCUACUACUGAACCUUAAAUUGUGAAUUAUUUCAUUGAGAAUUUUCAUAUAUACAGUCGUAAUGUUUGUCAAUAUAAUAGCCACAUCGAUAGCAAAUCACUCGUUAAAUCUAUCUUACCAGAAGAUAGAGAGUGAUGCAUUAUUUUUCUAGUUUUAUACAUUUAGUGGCUGUAAAAAGAUGACCCCGCCCUGUGUAUAGAUGGGCAACUAUUGCCUGCGUUUCUUAUUGGAUGAUGGUGAGUGAUAUUUAAAAUUAGCUUGUUUUGUUGGGUACUCUGAACUGGUGUAAGAUGCAAUCUUGAUUUUACUUCUUUAGUUUGUACAUAUUUUAUUUUCUUCUAUCUUUUUAGUCAAAAGUGAAGUUUCCAAAGUUA